AUGAUUUCAGAGGCCCUCCACCGUUAUGUUACAAUCUCGACUACGGCGGACGGCGAAGGACAUUCGUUCGUUCUUGACGGCGACUCUUCAAAGCCCCCGACGACAGCGGCGGAAGAUGGACUUGACUGCAGGACGAUAGCAAAACUCCGAAGGCUGUGCAAGUGGUGUUAUCCCGACUGUGUCCGUACUCCGAGAUCUUCAGGAAAGCUGUGCUAUGCCACCUACGCAGGCCAUUGGGCACCAGAGCAGCGAGCCGAGGCGGAUUGA
Colletotrichum lupini is the source of this 267-nucleotide messenger RNA. RefSeq lists its product as uncharacterized. The transcript is spliced from 2 exons. Lineage: Eukaryota; Fungi; Ascomycota; Sordariomycetes; Glomerellales; Glomerellaceae. The coding region runs from base 1 to 267 and encodes 88 amino acids. The record is from RefSeq and is a predicted model, not a curated record.